AUGGCUGGUAAAGAAAGUUGUGAGACAGAAAGAAAAAAAAAAAUUCCUUCAAUCUUUUUACGAUGCAAAAAAAGUGGUGUGGUCAUGUCAUCUACCGAGGACGAGCUAGUACGACAACUAGCCCAACACACAGACCUUUCUUCCCUUGCAUCCUUCAACUCCUCCAUCCACCCUUACCAGUUCGACUUUAUCAUCGAGCACGAACGUGGAAUAAAACUCUUUGGUAUCCCGUUGUUUUCGCACAAAUCAUUAUGGCCCAUAAUCGACCCGUCGCAUUACCAAAGCAUCAACGGCAAGAAAUUGUCGAUCCCCAUAUCCCUUGAAAACUACCCCCUACCAGACUUUGAUUGGCAAUGGCAAUGGGACCGCUGGUACGUCUUUAUGUUCAACGACGUCGACCCGCACGGGUGGAUGUACUCAAACGUGUUUUUCCAGUGCGCCAAGUGGAAGGGUAAAUACUAUUUUGGCAACACAGUAAGAAAGAGAGUCUGGAUAAGACUAAGGAAGAAAUGCUCCCCCUAG
Molecule: messenger RNA, 522 nt
Organism: Candida albicans SC5314
Lineage: Eukaryota; Fungi; Ascomycota; Pichiomycetes; Serinales; Debaryomycetaceae
Exons: 1
Coding region: 1-522 (173 amino acids)
Cellular component (GO): membrane
Source: RefSeq, a predicted model, not a curated record